ACCUUGGCCCUGGUAGUUCAGCCAGUUUUCAAACCACCUCAACUCUUAUCUAACCUGUACUUUGUCAACUUGUCUAUGAGGGUAUUGUGGGAGACUAUGCCAAAGGCCUUACUAAAUUCAAAGUAAACAGUAUCCAAUGCUUUCCCGCCAUCCACCAAGAUAGUCAUCUUGUUGCGGUAUGCUAUCAGGUUGGCUGAGCAUGAUUUCAUCUAUUUGGAAAUGGUUUCCAGGCUUAGUUUCUCCGUCACCUUCCCAGGGAUUUAGGUUCUCAGGAAUGUCUCCCACCUGCCAGCUCCAACAGCAUUCAUGGAUGUACUCUGUGAGGCCCAAUGGAUUUAUGCAUGUCCAGUUUGUUAAAGUGCUCACUAACCUGGUCCAUCUCUGCUAAAGUCUGUUGUGUCAUUCCAACCAUGAGACUCAUCUUUCAAGCAUGUUCAAUCAUCUUCACACUGGGCAACCUGAUGGCUUCUCAGUCACAAUCUCCUGGCUGGAAAGAUGCCAUCAGCACCACAAUAAUCAAUUUCAAUAAUGAGAAGAUGCAGGUCACAUGGGCAGCAAGAGAACUGUUUCCCAGCGAGAAUGUGUCAUUUUCUUAUACAUUUGAUGAAGGCAAGCACAAAGUUUGGAAGCCAUGUCCCACUUAUUUACUGGAUCAACAUUAUAAUUCUGGAUGUCUUUUUAAGACAGAAGGACCCACCCUUGCCAUCUCUAUCAGGAACAGCAAUGGAAGUGAAGAGCUUUUUUUUAAAAGACUAAAAUCUGAUUUUUAUAUAAAGCCCAAUCGCCCAGAAAAUGUGACCUUCUUAUGGAAAGAGGACACUGUUACUGUAAGCUGUAAUAAACCAGAGCGAGCUGUGAAGUGCUUGAAACUUGAGCUUCAAUACAAAAGCAAGUUUGACAAAGACUGGCAAUCCAGAACUUCUAAGUGUUGCAGUGUUGGAGAGCAAGGCUUUGAUCCAAGAAAAUGCUAUUCUUUCCGGGUCAGACUGAAGAGGCUAGUACCCUACUGCAAUGUAGUUAAUUACAGCAGUGACUGGGAAGCAGAAACAUUUUGGAUGAAUGGCACAUUAUUAGAUUCAUGUGAUGAUGGUAUAAAAUCUCAGUCAAACACUGUAAUUGUUUUAAGUUGUUUGCUGGCAGUACUUCUAAUGAUUUUUAUCCUCUUGAUUCUUCUGUGUAAAUGGCAGAGGCUUCAAAAGUCAGUAAUGCCUGCUAUACCAGAUCCAAAAUACAUAUUUGCUGAUCUCUUCAAUGAUCAUAAUGGAAACUUACAGGAAUGGAUGGACAAAACUGAUCAUGCAAUGGUACAAACCAAGUUAGAAUAUGAAGAUCCAGAGUGCAUCACUGAGGCUGAAAGCCAGCAAGAAGACGAGAAAAAUAGUGAUGAACAAGGGCCUCAAGAAAAAAUCCUCAGUUUUUCAAAAGCGACUGAAAAUAAUGACCCCAAAGCAGCUCAGAUUGCCUGCCUGAUGCCAAGAUCCAACACUAUAGCUUCUUUUGCUGGCUUCCAGAUUGUAAUGAAUGAUGACAUGUAUGUGAUGUUAUAAAAUUUCUAUAAUGCAGAAGGUGUGAGGAAAUUACAUUAAAGAUCUGGAUGAGUUUAGGAGGGUGGCUGAAUAGAAAAGUUUGUCAUGAGUAGACUUACAUCAAGAAAGACACUAGGCUGUGUUAUCUGGUUCCAGGACUGUUCUUUCCUAGCACUUAUGACCACUUGAGCAGGCUCAGUGUUUGAAAUAAACACCUGCUAAUUUAUAGAGUUAGGAUUUGUUGUUUUAGUUGGGGUUUAUCUCUAAGACUAAACUGAGCUCCAUUUUCCUGCUAUGGACAAGAGAGAACAAGAGCUCCUCCAUAAUACAUGUUCACAGAGCCAAGACUUGGUCCUUGUACUCCUUAUGGAGUAUGUAGAGCAGUGCAAAUUACACUGUUAUUCUUCCCAAAUGAAGAGAGAAAAGGAAGGGAAGUUUCCACUAACGGUCUUUGUCUCACGAAGACCAGACCAUAUACUGCUCAUUUUCACAGGGAUAGGAUACUGCUUUGCAAGCCCUCCUUGGACUAGAAGUGCUUGCUUUUGUAAGCUGCUUCUCCCAUUGUGAAACUUUGUGCUGUAUGGCAUGCAUCAAAGCUUUUAUAAAGAGAAAGAAUAAGCCUAUGCCUAAGAGCAGAAGAGUGAGGAUGUACAGUAUUGAGUCAUGGUUUAUCCUGCAAGUAGUGCUGUGUAGGCAGCGUUCUCCAGAACAGUGGGGCUUCAUGGGCUUCCUCUGAGGUCAGGUCCUCAGUGUCUUUGUAUGACUAAGAGGCUUCUUCUACACAGGUGAGGUUCAUUUUGAACAAUAUUUAUCUGAGUUGCAUGUACUUCAAACUGUUUUUCAGUGUAAUCAGCAGCUGUAGACCCAAAUUAGGACUUUUUAUUUGUAUUACAUAUACCAGCCUCUUGUUAUCAAACUAUGUUCUAAAGUUUUCUAAACACACCAUCUUUUAAAAUAUGUUUCAUUUUAAAUUUAAAAUGCAAUAUAAUAUGCAAUUAAACCUCAGGAAAAAAAUCUUUACUAUUCUGAGUUUCCUUGUAUCAUUUAAGUUACAUGUUAUUUGAAAGCAAAUUUUGUAAAGAAGUUACUAUGGGUAAGGUCUUGUAAGAAUAUACUGUGAUUGUAUCUUGAAUGAGAGCUGGUUAUUUACUUGGAUAUCAGUCAAUCAUUAAAUGACUUUACCAGUUGACUA
Molecule: messenger RNA, 2718 nt
Organism: Phalacrocorax carbo (great cormorant)
Lineage: Eukaryota; Metazoa; Chordata; Aves; Suliformes; Phalacrocoracidae
Source: RefSeq, a predicted model, not a curated record